Globicephala melas (long-finned pilot whale) is the source of this 1576-nucleotide messenger RNA. It is a transcript of the gene GPR87, whose product is annotated as G protein-coupled receptor 87. Gene Ontology annotation, biological process: G protein-coupled receptor signaling pathway; negative regulation of adenylate cyclase activity. Gene Ontology annotation, molecular function: G protein-coupled purinergic nucleotide receptor activity. The record is from RefSeq and is a predicted model, not a curated record. Gene Ontology annotation, cellular component: membrane. Lineage: Eukaryota; Metazoa; Chordata; Mammalia; Artiodactyla; Delphinidae.
CAGCGUUGGAGGAAGCAACACUGUGCCCAGGUCCAGGCCAAUGCAGCGAAGCCAAAUAAAGGGAGGAGAGAGCAGGCGGUCAUAUGCAAGGCAGAAAUGACUAGAAGACCAAGGUACUGAACCCACGCCCUGGGCAGCGAAAACACAGAGUCCUAACCGCUGGACCACCAGGGAAUUUCCAGAGUUGAGAAGACUGUUUCGACUUGAAGACACCCGUAUCAGGUGAAUGGAGAGCCAGCUACCGCCAUGAAAGAAAGGCAAUAACGAGGCCCUGGGAAGCCGGGGAGAAUUAAGGAUCGCAUGGCCUGCUGCGCACGCCUACCGGCUCUGCCUGCUGAGGAGGGAGUUCCCCAGCCCGGCACAGCAGCUGCCCGCCCGUGUGGAGACCUAGCCCGGGAACGAAAUCAAACCAGGAAUAACCUAUGCUGAGCCCUUGCGUCAAUCGUCCCCGAGUGUUUCCUGACACGUAUUUUUGCUUACAGUCCCUCAGAACUAAAGAAUGGGACUCAACGUGACAUUUGCAAAAUUACCAGAUAAUGAGCUGCACGGUCCAGGGAAUCACACCCCAAGUAACACAAGCGAUGGACCCGGAAAGAACACCACCAUUAACAACGAAUUUGACACUGUCGUCUUGCCUGGGCUUUACCUCGUCAUCUUUGUGGCAAGCAUCUUGCUGAAUGGUCUAGCUGUGUGGAUCUUCUUCCACAUUAGGAAUAAAACCAGCUUCAUAUUUUAUCUCAAGAACAUAGUGGUUGCUGACCUCAUAAUGACGCUGACGUUUCCAUUUCGAAUAGUCCACGAUGCAGGAUUUGGACCUUGGGACUUCAAGUUUAUCCUCUGCCGAUACACUUCGGUUUUAUUUUACGCCAACAUGUAUACUUCCAUCGUGUUUCUCGGGCUGAUAAGCAUUGAUCGCUACCUGAAGGUGGUAAAGCCGUUUGGCGACUCUCGCAUGUACAGCAUAACCUUUACAAAGAUUUUGUCUAUUGGUGUCUGGGUGCUCAUGGCUAUCCUGUCCUUGCCAAACAUCAUUCUAACAAACGGUCAACCAACUAGGGAAAAUAUUCAUGAGUGCAUGAAACUUAAGAGUCCUUUGGGAGUGAAAUGGCAUAAGGCCAUCAUUUAUGUCAACAGCUGCUUGUUUGUGGUUGUGCUGGCGAUGCUGAUAGGAUGUUACAUAGCCAUAUCCAGGUACAUCCACAAAUCCAGCAGGCAGUUCGUGAGCCAGUCCAGCCGAAAGCGAAGACAUAACCAGAGCAUUAGGGUGGUCGUGGCCGUGUUUUUCACCUGUUUCCUACCCUAUCACUUGUGCAGGAUUCCUUUCACUUUUAGCCACCUGGACAGACUCUUAGAUGAAUCGGCACACGAAAUCCUAUAUUACUGCAAAGAAAUGACGCUUUUCUUGUCUGCGUGCAACGUGUGCCUGGAUCCGAUAAUUUACUUUUUUAUGUGUCGCUCAUUCUCAAGAAGGCUGUUCAAGAAAUCAAAUAUCAGAACGAGGAGUGAGAGCAUCCGAUCACUGCAAAGUGUCAGAAGAUCAGAGGUCCGCAUAUACUAUGAUUAUACUGAUGUGUAG